AUCUUCUCCUCUUUAUUUUGCCCUAAUUUUAUACUUUUGCUCCGGUCUAACCGCUUGUGCCUUUGCCCUAAUCCGCAGGCCCUGCGUGAUGCUGUUAUACCCCUUAUAUGCGUCGGUGGUGGCAAUAGAGAGUCCAACAAAGGUGGAUGAUGAGCAGUGGCUGGCCUACUGGAUUAUUUACUCCUUCUUAACCUUGUUUGAGAUGGUUGCAGAGCCCUUGCUGUCAUGGAUACCCAUAUGGUAUACGGUAAAGUUGAUAUUUGUGACAUGGCUGGUGCUUCCACAGUUGAGGGGAUCGGCCUUCAUUUACAAUAAGUUUGUAAGGGAGCAGCUGAGGCUAUAUGGAUAUGGAGGGCACAAGGAAGACAAGGAAGUUACUAAACCCUCCUCACCCAGUAAGGGUAGGAACAAAUUUCUUGGGCUUGCUCGCUCGAAGAAGGGGGAGUAG
This is a messenger RNA of Dendrobium catenatum, 448 nucleotides long. Its product is annotated as HVA22-like protein e. NCBI's taxonomy places the organism in Eukaryota, Viridiplantae, Streptophyta, Magnoliopsida, Asparagales, Orchidaceae. Bases 89 to 448 code for a protein of 119 amino acids. The transcript is spliced from 4 exons. The record is from RefSeq and is a predicted model, not a curated record.